AUGAAUGGCUGCACCAUUGAAGUUCCCAUUAACAGAAGAUUGGAAGGCAAAGUUGCCAUUAUCACCGGUGGAGCAAGCGGCUUCGGCGAAAGUACUGUAAGACUCUUCGCCCGACAUGGAGCAAUAGUUGUUAUUGCAGAUGUCCAGGAUGAACGAGGGAAGUCUAUUUGUCAAGAACUUGGCUCUUUUGAAAAUGUUUCCUAUGUUCGUUGCGAUGUCACUAGUGAUAUUGACGUAAAAAACUUGAUUGAUUUCACAAUAUCCAAGUAUAAAACCCUAGAUAUCAUGUUCAACAAUGCUGGAAUCCCUGGUAAUUUAGAUUUCACAAUUGUCGACGCAGAUAAUGAAAAUUUCAAAAGGGUUUUUGAUGUAAACGUGUAUGGUGCAUUCUUGGGAGCGAAACAUGCAGCCAGGGUUAUGAUUCCGGCUAAAAAAGGGGUUAUUCUCUUUACUUCAAGUGUUGCUUCAGUUGUUUCCGGCGAGUCGCCUCAUUCGUAUACGGUGUCUAAGCACGCAGUUGUGGGGCUAACGAAGAAUCUGUGUGUAGAAUUAGGACGACAUGGGAUAAGAGUGAACUGCAUAUCUCCUACUGCGGUGGCGACGCCAUUGCUGACAAAGGCAGUAGGUGUGGAUAAGACGGUGAUGGAAAAGAUACUAGGUGAAUCUUCUAAUCUGAAAGGGGUGGUGCCGAAGUCGGAGGACGUGGCAGAGGCGGCGCUGUAUCUUUGUAGCGAGGAAUCGAAGUUUGUUAGUGGCAUAAAUCUUGUGGUGGAUGGAGGUUACAGCACAACUAAUCAGACUUAUACUAGGGCAAUCAAGAGUUUCUUAUCUUGA
Molecule: messenger RNA, 834 nt
Organism: Fraxinus pennsylvanica
Lineage: Eukaryota; Viridiplantae; Streptophyta; Magnoliopsida; Lamiales; Oleaceae
Source: the annotation of a GenBank genome assembly